This is a messenger RNA of Macrosiphum euphorbiae (potato aphid), 1554 nucleotides long. The record is from the annotation of a GenBank genome assembly. Lineage: Eukaryota; Metazoa; Arthropoda; Insecta; Hemiptera; Aphididae.
AUGGACGUCCCAGAUAAUCAAAUAUUAGGAAUGGAGAAAAAACAUAAACUGUGCUUUAGAAGCAUUCAAGACAUGAUACCAGCUCGUGCGGUAUUAUAUUUAAUGUCAUUCAGUGGAUUCUUGGUCAGUUUCAUGAUGCGCACUGAUAUCAAUAUUGCCAUGGUAGCAAUGGCCAAAAUGAGAUUACGGUCUGAAAACUCAUCGAAUUUAACCGAACUUUAUUGUUACACAUCGGUUACAAAUGGCACACAAUCAUUUGAAGAUCAAAAACCCAUGGAAGAGGGCGAAUUUGAUUGGGAUUCAACAGUGCAAUCUGCAAUCCUUGGUUCAUUUUAUUGGUGUUAUAUAUUGUCUCAAGUAGUCGGCGGUGUCUUAACACAACGUUUUGGAACAAAAACAGUUUUUGGAUUCUCACAAUUAACAACAGCAAUUGCUUCAUUACUCAUACCUCAGGCAGCUUCAUUGCAUUUCUCAGCAGUCAUAGCAUUGCGAUCACUUCAAGGAAUGGCAUCAGGACUUACUUGGCCCGCAAUGUAUGCACUUGUUGGUAUAUGGAUUCCAUCCAAUGAGAGAACCAGGUUCAUGUCAUCAUUCCAAGGGUUUAGUUUCGGGAUUGGACUGACGUACAUGGUAUGCGGCUUCAUUAUUGGCAACUAUGGAUGGCGAGUGGUGUUUUACAUGAACGGUUCAUUGGGUGUCGCAUGGUGCUUGCUAUGGUGGUUGCUAGCUUUUGAUCUACCUCACAAACAUCCAAGAAUAACUAGACGUGAACUGAAUUAUAUCAAUGCCAACAUCGGAGAAAAUAUCAUAAACACAAAAGAUUUAAAAGUCCCAUGGUGUUCUAUUAUGACAUCCAUUCCAGCAUGGUCUAUUGGUAUAACAACAUUUGGUCGGAUAUGGGUCCAUUAUACAUUCAUAAUAUACGGUCCAUCUUACAUGAAGACAAUAUUAGGAUUCAGUAUACAAAAGAAUGGAUUUAUGAAUGGAGCUCCAUUUUUGUGCAGUUACCUUUCUUCUGUUGUGUUCUGUUAUGCAGCUGACUUCAUUAUAGCUCGUAAUCUUAUGAGCUUGACUAAUGUCCGUAAAAUGUUUACAGCUAUAUCUCAAGUCAUUCCAGGCCUAUUAGUACUGACCAUAGGUUAUUUGGGUUGUCAGAUCACAUUGAUUUUGGUCAUUUGGUUUGUAGCAGUUACACUGAUAACUGCUUCAUAUGCUGGAGCAAUGGCAAAUGUAGUUGAUAUUGCGCCAAACUUUGCCGGACAUAUAUUAGCAUUUGCACAAACUAUACAUAUGUCUGCAAGUUUUUUGUCUCCCCUUGCGGCAGCCAUUAUGCUCCAAGACAAUCCAACUUUGGAGAGAUGGCGUAGAAUAUUUGCUGUGACUGCUUGUGUGGCGUGUGGAACUUAUGUAAUGUACCAGUUUGGUGGUACUGCAAAAGAACAAGUCUGGAACAAUCCAAAUCGUAAAAACAAUUCAGGUUCUGUUCGUGUUUCACCUGAAAAUAAUCAGCUUAUUGUCAAUAAUAAAACUGAUCCAGAAAGAGGAGAUGGAUAG